UGGGCGGCGCCGCCAGGACGCUCUGACGUGUCCGCGCCGCGGCCCGGCCGGGACGGGACAGCGGGGGACGAGGGGCGGCAGGAGCGAGUGCCGGCAGCAGCCUGCCGGGCAGCGCCCCGACAUGUUCAACGUGGAGAGCCUGGAGCGGGCCGAGCUCGGCGAGAGCCUCCUCACCUGGAUUCAGACAUUUAAUGUUGAGGCACCAUGCCAGACUGUGGAAGAUUUAACGAGUGGGGUUGUGAUGGCCCAGGUUCUUCAAAAAAUAGAUCCAGUGUACUUUGAUGAAAACUGGUUAAACAGGAUCAAAACAGAAGUAGGAGAUAACUGGAGGUUAAAGGUAAGCAACCUGAAGAAAAUUUUAAAAGGGAUAUUGGAUUACAACCAUGAGAUUCUUGGACAACAGAUAAAUGACUUCAUCCUUCCUGAUGUUAACCUGAUUGGAGAGCAUGCUGAUGCUGCAGAGCUUGGAAGAAUGCUUCAGCUUAUUCUGGGAUGUGCUGUGAAUUGUGAACAGAAGCAAGAGUACAUCCAGACCAUAAUGAUGAUGGAAGAAUCAGUUCAACAUAUGGUCAUGGCAGCAAUUCAAGAGUUGAUGAGUAAAGAGUCUCCUGUCUCUGUUGGAAAUGAUGCUUACCUUGACCUUGAUCGGCAGCUGAAGAAAACUACAGAAGAACUGAAUGAAGCUCUGUCAGCAAAAGAAGAAAUUGCCCAAAGAUGUCAUGAGUUAGAUAUGCAGGUUGCAGCCCUUCAGGAGGAGAAGAGUAGCUUGCUUGCUGAGAACCAGAUUUUGAUGGAACGUUUAGAUCAGUCUGACUCUAUUGAAGAUCCCAACAGCCAUGCUGGUCGAAGGCACUUGCAACUGCAGGCGCAACUAGAACAACUCCAAGAGGAAACAUUCAGAUUAGAAGCUGCCAAAGAUGACUAUAGAAUACGCUGUGAAGAAUUGGAGAAGGAGAUAGCUGAAUUGAGACAACAGACAGAAGAGCUUACCACGUUGGCAGAGGAAGCUCAGUCUCUGAAGGAUGAAAUCGAUGUACUGAGGCAUUCUUCUGAUAAAGUAGCCAAGUUAGAAAGCCAAGUGGAGUCUUAUAAGAAAAAAUUAGAAGACCUGGGUGAUUUGCGUCGGCAAGUGAAACUCUUAGAAGAAAAGAAUACAGUGUACAUGCAAAAUACUGUCAGCCUGGAAGAAGAGCGAAGGAAGGCCAAUGCAGCACGCAGUCAGCUGGAAUAUUGUAGAAGACAGGCAGUUGAACUACAAAACAGGUUAUCUGAAGAAUCCAAGAAAGCUGAUAAAUUAGAUUAUGAAUGCAAACGGCUGAAAGAAAAAGUAGACAGUCUCCAAAAAGAAAAAGAUAGAUUAAGAACAGAAAGGGAUUCUUUGAAAGAAACUAUUGAAGAACUCAGGUGUGUACAAGCACAGGAGGGCCAACUCACCACCACAGGAUUGAUGCCCCUAGGAACACAAGAACCAUCAGACAGUUUAGCAGCAGAAAUUGUUAUUACUCCUGAAAUAAAGGAAAAACUCAUUCGUCUUCAGCAUGAGAACAAGAUUUUGAAGUUGAAUCAAGAAGGUUCUGACAACGAAAAGAUUGCCUUGCUGCAAAGCCUUCUUGAUGAUGCAAAUUUACGGAAGAAUGAGUUGGAGACAGAGAACAGAUUGGUGAAUCGGAGACUUCUUGAAGUGCAAUCGCAGGUUGAAGAACUGCAGAAAUCUUUGCAAGAUCAAGAUUCAAAAGCUGAAGAUUCAGUUCUUCUGAAAAAGAAACUUGAAGAACAUCUUGAGAAGCUCCACGAAGCUAAUAAUGAGCUACAGAAGAAACGAGCUAUUAUCGAGGAUUUGGAACCAAGAUGCAAUAACAGCUCACUCAAAAUUGAAGAAUUACAAGAAGCUUUACGGAAGAAAGAGGAGGAAAUGAAGCAAAUGGAAGAGCGUUACAAAAAGUAUUUGGAAAAGGCCAAAAGUGUCAUUCGUACCUUAGAUCCUAAGCAAAACCAAGGUGCAGCUCCUGAGAUUCAGGCUCUGAAAAAUCAGUUGCAGGAACGGGAUAGAAUUUUUCAUUCACUGGAGAAAGAAUAUGAAAAAACAAAAAAUCAAAGAGAAACAGAGGAGAAAUUAAUUGUUAGUGCCUGGUACAAUCUGGGGAUGACUCUGCAUAAAAAAGCAGCAGAAGACAGGCUGGCUAGUACAGGCUCAGGACAGUCCUUCCUGGCUAGACAAAGGCAAGCCACGAGCACAAGGAGAUCAUACCCUGGUCAUGUCCAGCCAGCAACUCCAAAGUAGAGAAGCCUAGCCCCUAGAAAGAAAAUUGCCCUGUGAUUCAGGCUACUUCUAUUGCAAAUGACAACAUUCAAGGGAAACGAACCAGCAUUUUUUUCUCUUUUUCCCUUUUUACCACCCUUAUUUUACAGUUCAGUAAAAUAUUUUGAUUUCUCAUUGUUCUAUAUAGUCUUUUGCUUAUGUUUUUGGGAGUCCAUCUCUCCCUUUCUCUCUCUCGCUCUCUCUCUGCAUUUUUCUGAAUGUGCCAAAGUUUUGAAAACAUCUAGCUGUACAAUAAUGGAACCUCAUAAGUUUAUAUGAAGCCUGGUCUCUUAUGAAAAGCCUCCUAUGGGUUGUCUAACAGUGUAAAUUUCCUGCCACAGUUGAUAUGUUUGUGCCUACAAGAGUUGUCACACUUUGCAAGACUGCCUUUGUUUGAAAGGAAUUAGACCUUUAGAAUUGUGCUAACCAAUUACUUCAAAGAAGACUGAAAACUCAUAACGGAAAUGCAAAAUUAGUAUGUAAUAUUAUUGUAAAAUAUGUUUGCAUCUGAAAGACUUAUUGGCAACAAAAAUGACUUUUAUUAUUAUUAUUAUUAUUAAUCUCUUAUUUUUAAAGUUUCCUCUUGUUCUUGGUGUUGAGUAGGGAAGCAGGAUUUUUUUAAGGUUUUUUUUUUAUCCCCUAGUGUUAUGUUUGCUGGCAGAGCUGAAUAUUCUCAAAUAGUUUGUCCUGUUGUUCUUGAUCAGUUAUAUGCAUAAUACAUAGUAUUAAAAAAAAAAACAAACCUGAAACAUAUUUGAACUGCUUUAAUAUGCUGCUGCAUCUUCCAUUUUGAAAAAGGCAUUUUUAUUAAAACUUUACUGCUUUGGACUUGCAGUACAUAGCGAAUCGAGGCCUAAGUUAAUGCUGUUACUCUGUUUCAGUUGUCGUCCCCUGCUAAGCAACUUGCUUUUAAUGUGUUGAUUCAGGGUAUAAUCGUCUCUGUUGCCUUACUAAUGGUACCAGUGCCUUCAGGUGAGCAUGUUGCUGACUUUGCUGAAAGCUGGCUGUGAUUUGCUGCCUUCUUAGCGUGUAGCUGGUUGAUCGUAUGUUACUCUCUGUUAACUUCAUAUUGAUCAGUCAGGUGGAUGGUGGCUCCUAUUAUUAAUUUAGGCCCUGAUUCUACAGAGUUCUUCUUUUUCCUUGAGUGAUUCUGUACUCUGGCUAUCCAUUUAUUUUAUUUUAUUUUAUUUUUUCCAAAGAUUGGUCAGACACAAAAGAGCUGAGUAUUGGUGAAAAAUUAUUUUCUUAUUUUAAACAUUAUUAUCUUAUUGUAAACAUUUGUAAUUUAGAGACUGUUUGUACCCUAAUGGCACGUGCAGUCUGGUUUCCAUAUUUAUUCUUUUAGUUUAUUUUAAUGUCCUUCCCAGUGGAGAUGUUUUUUCAUAAAUACCAAUACUACAAUUUAUUGAGGGUCUGAAGAACUGCAUUAAUUCACAAGAUAAAUGGGAUAGGCAAAGCAUCACUAAAUAAGCACACCUGGAUUAAAGGGCAAGGAACAGGUGAAUGACACCUGCAGGUACUCAUAUCCUCAAGUACAUCAUCAGUUUUAAUCUAGGCUAAUUAUGUUUUUAGUAUGUAUCUGAAAAAGCUUCAGUCCUGAUUUUUAUAUCUUUCGUACCAAAAGCAUAGAAAGUCGGUUAUCUGCAUGUAGAUUUGUCUUCUAUGUUUCACAUUUGGAAAAAAAUAAUAAUAAUUCCCUUUAUUAGUUCAACUUAAGAGAAGUCUGGGCUAUACUUGCAGGAUAAGAUGAGACAGCAAAGGUAUGUUCUUGUGUGCAGGAAAGUAAUGAUGUAAAGGCAGCUUAGAACAAUUUCUGUCCUUUUGUGUCUCUUACUGAGAUGCCAAAUGCUAACAGGACAAGAAAGUCUUAUGUAAAUCAUGAAAUCAUAGGUAUGACCUGCCAAAGUGACCACUGUUUGCUUGAAGUCUUUUUAAUUAUCUUUUUUGUGCAAUCCAUUGUAGUCGUUUGAAGAACUUUUCUUGUCUUGAACUUUUUACCUGUCUCCUGCAAGAACCAGAGCAAAGUGAAUUUUUUGUUCUUAUUGGAUAGUUCAGCUUUUUUUAUCACCUAGAGGAAGAAGAUAAAGAUAGCUAAAAAUCCGUCUUUAUUUUAAUGUUACCAAACUGCCAAAGCAAACCUUGUGAUAGAAAGAAAUAUCGUGAUUUUAGCAGGUAGUCUUAUCUCAUAAAUUUGUCUGAAAAUUUCUUUUGUUGUUGCUAUUAAUUAGAUGCAUUCCUAACAUAACUUAAAUGCAAUCUGUGCUUUUAUUAUUUUAACUUCUAUUUUACCACUUUGUCCCCAAAGUUCUGAUGACAGACAAAUGCCUCUGAUGGCUGAGAGAUGGCAGAGCUUCUAAACAGUAUUUGUACAUUAGCUUUUAGUCAUGGCAUCUUUCCUCUCUUCAUGGUUGCCUGCUUAUUUUUCUACUCUGUGUUGGAAUCUCCUCUUUUUGACUCAGCUUUCCUUUUCCCAUAAGAUAAUAUGCUGAAAAUACACUAAAGUGUAUAUUAAACAAAACUUGCAUUAAGUAUAAAAUUAUAAGAAUUAUACUAUAAUCCUACAGGCAUACUUCUAAAGAUAAUCUCUUUCUAUCCAGUUACAUUGAGUUAUUUGUCCAGUCUUUUUAAUGGCCAUCAGUGGAAUUCAAUUCUUUGUUCCUCAGCAUUUUCCUUUUAUUGUUUAUUGCAUACCUCGAUUCUUGAUCAUUGAAUAUGGACAGUUCUUAAGAAAUAUUGCUGGUUAUGUAGCUUUGGAAGAAGUGUGAAAAAUAAGGGCUCAGAGUAUGACUUGAGGGAGAAAGCACCUGUGCAGAAGAGCUAGCAGUGAAUCAGCCAAUGCUGUCUAUUCUUUGUAUCAUCAGUGAAAGAAUAUAGCCAAAAAAAACCAAAACAAAAAACAUUGUCUUAGUACAAUGUAUACUUCUAAGAGACUUCCAGGAAGGUUUGUUUGGAGACAGUAGACUGUUGACAUCAAAACUAUAGCGAUAAUUGUUAAAACAAUAUGAUAGGCUGUCCUGAUAUAUUACAGAAGCAAGCAAGCAAAAAAAAAGCCCUGUCUAAUUACAGGGUGGCCUUAAAGAAAAAGGGUUUUCCAGGACAGUGUCAAAACAGCUGAAGAAUUCCUAGGAAUACAUUCCCAAGUACAGUGCUGAGGAUAUUACAUGAUAGAUGUAGUCUUCUUGGGAGAUUUCAAUUAAAUAAAAGGAUAUCAAUUAAAUACUCAUAGCUGUUCAUUGCUUAGAGUUGAAGCAUAGUUUCUCAUCUUAAAGAAUGUGUGUGCAGUUUGUUUUCUACACUUCCAUGCUUAGUUGUUAGCACAAAUGAACAGACAUUUUAAAAGAGCUUUCAGAUUGCUCAGGUUUCUUACAGCAUCACUUGAAUCUCAGUGUGUGUUUUCCAAGUGCAGUGACAACUGGAGUAAUCUAGUGUAAGGGUUGAGUCCCGCCCACAGUGCAAAGGGAAAUGAACUGUCAGAGCACACAGCUGUAUAUUUUAUUCAGAUGAAGCAAACACUGCAUUGGCUACAAGGUGUUUUUUAGUAUCUCUUUGGAAAUAAGCAGAUGGUGAUCUUGUGCUGUUCUGAAGAUGGUAGUAACAGCUCAGCAGUGCUUUAUGGCUUUUUAUUCGUGUAAGCAGCACCAUCAGUUUUUUCAUUGCAUAUGGGAGAACUAACCAUUGACAAUUCCUACUGCUGCUUUAUGAUCACCUUUCUAGUAAGCGCUGUGUGCAGGCUGUCAAGAACAUUUAAGCGGAUUUGUCAGUUUUAAAGUCCUUGAUAUUUUAACAGGUGCAAGUAGCUUUUGCCUUUCCUCAGUUCUCUACUGUAUUAAACUAUCCACUUCAUAGCUUCCUGGAUGAUCUUUAGUGCAUUUAAUUAGCUUGAUAUGUUGACAUUUUCUGAAAAUACGAUGAUUGGAAAAUUCUUUAAUUUCAACAUUUGAUUUUCUUAUGGUUUGUGAUUGAAGACAGUCCUGAAUGUGGAUUUUUUUUUUCCUCCUCUGAAACAAAAAGGUUGCUGAUUUUUUACUCAUUUUAACCGAUUUUUUAAAUCUUCCUGGAUGUUCUGUCAUUUUGCAAGGAUUGAUGAGGGAGCUAUUUUUGCACUCAAAAUCAGAUCUGCAGUGCUGACUUCUUGUGGGUUUUUUGCACAUGUGUCUUACGUGGAAUGUGUGGACUCCUGUUUUGCAGUAAUACAAUGUUGAUAAGUCUUGAUAUCUCCAAAACACAGUUAGCAAACUUUGCAGGCAUGUUCCUUAGCUAAAAGAGGUUCCUUUGACAGGAAGGCUCUUAAGUGAUGCAAAGCAAGUAGUUGUACUUCAGGGGUUUUGCCUGCAGAAUAGUUUGAAAGAUUGAUUGUGAUUGAUGUGUGAUCUCAGGAAAUCUCGUGCUUACAAGGAAAACCUCUUUGGAAGUCCUUGGUCAGAUCAACAGUAUUAAGUGAUGCUGGCAGUAUGAUACACUUAGUGUGCUGUUAAAACGGAGAGGUGGGUCAUUAUAAAUGUCACAGUUUGAAUGUAAAGAUUGCAUAGGUAUGAACUUUGACGAAGUUGUGAGCCACAAAAAACUGCAUGCAGCCUGGACGUGUCCCCUCCCAUGUAAAAGCAAUCCAACUCUCAUGUACUGGCAAGGGUGUUGCUUUCCUACUUUGUACCUUUCAUCAGGAGAAACAUGUAGACUCAAAAUACCGUGUGUGCUGGCAUAGGAGCAAGGAAUGGCAAGGAGUGAGAUUUGCUUGCACUUGGAAGGGCUUCAAGCCAGAUCAUUUAUCUGGGGGUGAGCUGAAGGAAGUUGCCAAGCUCUGUGUAGGAUCUUAGUCACAUCGCAGGCUGAGAACUUUUAAGGAAUUGAGGAAGCUAUUGAGUGCAUGGCUGACUUUGUUAGUUUGCUCUGGUGGUGGUUCUUCCCUUUGGAAGCUCAGACAAAGAGCCUGUUAAUAGCUGCAGUAUGUCUUUCAUAGUUUUGCUUUAUGGUGGUAGUUUAAAAGUAUAGAAGUGGAACCUGAGCCUUUGGAGCUAGCUGUUCAUUUUUCUAAAUAAUUUUGGAUCACAGUUGAUUUAUGUAUUGGAGGCUUUCCUUAUUUCAGAUAGAAGCUGUGAUAAUCAAACACAGCCACCUCAGACUUCUUUCAUCUGGAAUAGCAAAUUCCUGUAGAUUUUCUUAGCUGCCAAUCUUACUGCAGUGUUUGGAGAUUCUGAUGACUUGUUCUCUGUUUCUGCUUGACUCUGCCUUAGUGAAUUCACUGCAGUAUUUGGCCACAAAGAUGAUUUUUAAGAUCUAUCAGCUCAUUAAAUGAAUUGAUACAUGAACUUGCUGAUGAAUGUAGACUGAAAAUGACUGAAUCUCUGUAGAUAGAGAAGCUACAGAGAACUUGGUAGAUGAAAUAGUCCCACCAGACGUAGCCAAUCAGCUACCCAUACAAGUUAUUCUGGUUUGAUACUUUGGGUAGUGGGUCAGUAGGAGCUUAUCAUAAAUGCUCUGAUGAAAGUCCUCAUCCAGCAGUUGUUAGUGAAUGACUUUUCUAUUGACUUCAUUAUAGCCCAUCUUCUGAUCUUUGCUUCUAGACCUUAACAAAGGAAUGGGAUUGUCCUGAAGUAGAUCCCUACAUUACUUGGUUUUGAUGGCAAACCAAGGAUUUCUUUGGGUGCUCUUUGCUGUGUAUAUACAAGAUCAUUUCAAAAACUGAUGGCUUAUCCUUCAGUCUCAGCGGCACUGUGUGUUGAUUUCAGACUGAAACCUGUUCCUUCUGUCAGAUAAAACUUUCUUGCUGCUGUUGGAUCUCAGAGAAUGAGCCGUAUUACAUGAGAAGUGUUGCUAGAAGUUGGGACAACAUUGCUAGGACAGUUGGGACAGUGUUUCCUCUUGGUGACCUUGUUCAUUGUUUCAAACUAGAGAGGUUCUUUACUGUCAGAUGAUGUUAGAGCCUCACAUUCCAGAACAAGCAAAACAGUUAUUUUAAUCUUCUCAAAAGCAAACAUUUUUCAGCGCUUGGAAGUGCUGUUAACUGCUGUGGUGUGGCACAAAUGUGAAUUACUGCAAGAGCAAGUCUUUCCAUUGGUGUGAGUGUUGUUCUCCAAACAGAACUUGAAUCACUAAAGAUUAUCCCUAACCUCAAGAGAUCAGAAAGUUAACAUAAAGGCCAUUUGUUAGCUUGUUAACAUGCUUGCAUUGCAAGCGUGGUAAUGAAAAUGAGUGGAAUUUUAAAAGAAAGUCCCAAAUGGAGUAAUAUAGAGAGUUAUAGCUGUGAUAAAAACAUUAGACUUUUUGAUUUGGAUUUGAAUAAAGCAUUCCUUGUGUAAAACAGAUUUUAUAAAGCAUAGGUUUUAGUCCUUAGCAAAGGUUAGAAACCAGGAGAAUAAACCUACUUCUUGAGAGUAUCAGUGGUUUUGAGAGGGAACUUAAAGUUUGUAUUUAACAAUAAUAGUAAAACCUUUGAGUAGUAAUAAGCAUGACAUAAUGCCAAACAUCUUAGAACUUACAGUCCACUUUGUAUUCUGUAGUAGGAGGAAUUAUUAAAAUGUGGUGUUGAUACGGCUCUGGAAGAUGAUAUGAGGAGAGGCUUAUUUUAAAAAGUUAAAGGAAAUAACAUGGAGAAAAUGUAGAAAGAAUACAUGUAGUAAGAAAAAAGAAACCUUAGUAGUAGAAGCCAGGAAGUAAUACUAAGAAAUCUGCAGGAAGAAAGACUUAAGUUAACUUAAAGUAGAUGCUUGGCAGAAACAGAGUCUGGUGUUAGAAGUAAAGGUGCUGUGUUGCACUUCUUACUUUGGUGAUUGUAUUACAAAAUACUGGUUGCAGACAGAAAUUGGCUAGGAGACUUGAUCCCUCUUAAGACUCCAGAUGUACACUGAAUAGGAAAAAACAUGGUUGCUUAGAAAUAAGAUAUGGUUGGGUUUUUUUGGGUCACACUAGCUUUGUAUGAGCAGUGUGGUUAGGAAGGUGUGUUGAUAUGUGCCUCCAGAGCUGGCUGGUGGAAAGGGGAAGCUCCUGUCCUUUCUGAGGCUGUAGUGUGCUGCAGUCAUCCCAGUGAUUAGAAAAAACACAGGAUGAGAGAAGUUGAGGAGGCUGUAAGGUAUUGAUUGACUACUUGUAGUGAAGUAGAGCUAAUGAGUACUCGUACUGAAAACAGAAGGGAAGUGUUCCUCUGAGAAAUAAUCCACCAAGAUAAUGAAAUGAGCCUUCAGUUAUUUGUAACCCAAGUGUUUGGGAGUGCCAAGAAAAUUAAAGUCACUCCUCUGACAGCAGGUCAUCUGCAGAAUAAUCUGACCUGGUCUGGACACGAUGAAGAAGAAGCAACAGGUUAUGCUAAGGGAAUUUACUGUCACAUUUCACGUUUGUCAUCUUCUGGAGUGUUGCUGCCUUCAGAGGUAGAUUUUGAAAGUAUUGAUUCAUCUUCAGAGGUUCUCAAAGACAUAAAGAAAACAACAGGCCAUUAUUUUAAAAUGUAAGAACUGCUUGUUUGAAAAGGGCACUCAGGUGAAUCGGGGGAUUUGAUACAUCCUUGAAAAAGAAUAUACUGUCCAAAGUUGAUAAGACCUGUUUAGAUGUACUGGUGUCCCAAAGAAAAACCUAUAAUGUCAUGUUUAUGUCCAACAGGACACCUGAAGCGUUGCUAAACAGUAAAGCAUGAGCAAUGUACAGGAGAUGCUCCAAACGUAAUGCCUUCUAUUUUAUGAUGUUGUCCCAUGACGUUGGAGGAGGAUGUUGGUGCUACAGCAGCAGAGGCAGAUCCUUCCCACCAGCAUCUUGUUACAUGUUAUUGCUGCAUGACUGAUGGCAGCAGGAGUGUGUAGCUUAAUUCCUUCAUGUGGGAAAAAUGGCACCCACUGACAUUCAUCCAUAAUUGGUGAAUAUUUAUGGAGACCAACCAAAAAAAGAGUGAUCUGUUGGUGAGAAUGUGCUCUAUCAAUUAGUAUUAUCAUACUCUUUCUGUUAUCACUUUUGUGAAAAUAAAUAGGUGGCAUUACUUUUGGAGCAACCCACACAAUAGGUGGAUUAUAAAAAGUAUACAGAUCUAUACAUAACAGAAUAGAUGUGUUCUUAUGCAGGAUGAACUUUUCUUUUUCUAUUGACUAACUACAGUAAUAUUCAUGUAGUUAAUCCUGAACUCUGUAACUUUCUGCACUCAGCCAGGCAGUGCAGAGCUGGCGUAACUGCACAUCUCAAGCAGACAGUAAUCACUCCAAUAUACAGUCAAGGUCUGCUUUGAAUGUGCUCCUUCAAAGCAUCUUCUAUUUUUUUGUUCCAUUUCAUUUCUAUGUGUAUCUUUCUCUUUGGUUUUCAACUACAAUGAGUGUUCUGGGUUGGUGGAUGAGAAGGAAAAGAGAGAUUUACAGGCUGCAGCACUUGUAGCUGAAGGGCAGGGUUGUGGGUUUGCUUUUUGUUUUUUAUUACAGUUUUUUCUCCCAGUAAGUCCUUGCAUUUGGUUAUAAAUAUUCCUCAUUCUGGGUUUUCCUGUGACAGGAGUUGUCCUUAAACCAUGCUUGACCCCAAGCAGUUCGAGAGUGAAACAAGUAAGAAGGAGAGCAACAGUUAGCACAAUGUGAUUUCAGUUUGGUGGAGAUAGUUUUGUUAUCAUCACUGUGAGUGAAAAUGAGAGGGGACAGUUAGUGCUGUGCCAUGCUGUGUUAUGGGGGGAUCUGAAAGUGCUGUAGCCAUGCUGGUAAAAUUCUCCAGCCUCUCCAGUUCAGUUACUGCAAGGAGGAGUUAUUUGCCAGGAUAGAGCAAUGUGCCAGCCUGUCUGGUUGUUGUCCAAACUCAGCUUCAUUUACACACUACUAUGGUGUGCUCCUAGUGCUGCUCGGUGACACCUAAUGUGUAUUUUAACAAGAAUACCUUACCAUUUUCUUAUUAUUAAAACCCAGUUUUGCAUGCAGUUAAUGGAACUUGCCAGUGUAAGGUGGCACUGUUGCUGUUUUAUCAUCAUGCACAGGUUUAGCUUUAAUAAGCGUUUAAAGUAUUCAUUGUUGUUCAGAGCUUGAAGGCUCAGGCAGAUCCACUCUGACCCUGACUGUGUUCUAGUAUGUGACCAUGCAUAGCAUGGGACAAGCAACUUUCAUUUUAUAUUGUGUUGUGUUUUUUUAGUUAUGAGCAGCAUAAGCCAGAAGACCCUCCUUAGUUUCCAUAGCUGUGUUAGUUGAGAAUGGUGCCCUGCAGGACUUUACUCAAAAUGGUCUAAAUUUUACUGAACUGUAUCUAAAUUUAGGUUUUAUCCAAAGCUGUGCUGUCUCUCUUUCCAAUUCUGACAUACAAAAUUCCUGUUAAUGUAAGAGUUGCUCUGGCAAAGAUGUUUGCCCCAUGAAUUUGCACAGCUGUAAGGAGAGGCAGCCUCACUGAGCUACUUUACAAAUGCCUGAUCUGUUCUCAGUUGUCAUUUUAUUUUAUUUUAUUUUAUUUUAUUUUAUUUUAUUUUAUUUUAUUUUAUUUUAUUUUAUUUUAUUUUAUUUUAUUUUAUUUUUUUCUUUUAAUGGUAAUAUGUUAUCUGCUUUUUAACUUUCUUCUUUAUUCUUUUAUUUGCAGUGAUGUGGUUGCAUGACCUGCAGCAUUAUUAUAACAGGGACUGUUCAGUGCAUGACUUGCUUUUCUGUCCAGACUGCAUAACCAAAACUUAACCAGUUCUGCACUUACGGGCAUCUGAUUUCAAAGGGAGAUCUACUUGCAGAGAAGCUUGCCAUCUUGGGGAGUGGCUUUCCCAUUUCCCGCUUCCAUUUACUCUUUCUCUUCACACAAAGUCUCCUCUGGCGCUAAAAGAGCGGUUAUCCAGUAUUCAGAACUCUACAGGAGGCAUUCUGCAAACUGACAGAGCACUGUCAGCUCUACAUUUACUUCUGUCUGUCCAUUUAAUUCUGAUUAACAGCAUUAACACGCAGACUUCCUGCAACAUUUGCAUACUCUGAGCUAUAAAAGUCUAGUCUUAACGAGUUCCUAAAAAUGCCUUUUGGUGACUCUUAAAACUUUAAAGCACCUGCACCCUUAAAGGAUAUACCUUGAAUCUUUAAGUAAAUUAAAAGUGAAGCCAAGGAGGUGUGCUGCCAGGGGGAGCGGCUGCUUGGCCAGCCCAUCUUCCUUAGGAAGCCGAGCAAGGUUCGUCAGAUAAAUUCUGAGACAGGCAAACGAUUGUGCAGUCCUGUGUUCACAGACACUGCCUGCUUCCUUACUAUGUAUAUACACAGUAGAUUGUGGCUGUUGUAUUUUUCUCUAUAUAUUUUAGCUGUGUCGUCUGUUUCUUUUAGAAACUUCUUAUUUCCACUCUGUGUACAAUUGUUAAACAAUCCAAGGAAAGUACAUGAAUGGGGAUAAACACGAAAGCUGGCCACACUUUCAGUAUUAUGCAGAUUGUCCUUGACAGUUUAUAAUUUGGGUUGUUUAUAUUUUACCUGUACUAUUCUUUUUUUCCUCUCAUUACUGCAGUCUUAGCUAUUUCAUUUCCAAUUGCACUAGUUUGGCUGUUUCUUUGUAUUAUGAAUUUUAGGUAUAAGAUUUUUGCAAUAUUUAGACGGUAUAACUCAAAGUGCUUCGUGCUGCCUUUAUUAAUUUUUAAAAGCUGCUUAUUUAAAUAUUUUUAAAUAUCUGCACAUUUGUACUACUGUAUCUUCGUUCUGUGCUGGACGCCCAGUACUGGCAAGAUCCAGAAGGCAAGGGAGUACUGUCGUGGUGUAAGUUAGGGUGUUUGUUGUGUAGCAGUCGUAGUGUGUAACAGGUCGGAUGAGCCCACAGGGCCCUCCGUAGUGUCUGAAAAGAAUCCGAACAAAGAAAACCAUACGUUUGUUUGGUUAAAGUCCAGUUCUUGAGAAACCCCAUUCUUGCUCACUUGGAUCUUAAUCCUGCAAAAAUAUAUGCAUGUGCUUAACUCCAGGAAUAGUUUUGCUUAUUCAGGCAGUAGUGUAUCGGUGAGCCCUGUUUUCCACCUGAGCACCCCUAUAUUGGAGACAUGGUUUGUCCGUCAGCCCCUGCAGGCACCCGGGGCCUUGAAAGGCCGUGCCCCCACAUUGGGACACCUCAGGCGCUCGGCCCUCACAGACCCCUGUGCUGGGACACCUGAGGGGCUCGGCCCUCAGGCACUGUGCCCGCUGCAGCAGAGGCGUCGUGCCAGACGAGCUGGAGAGCAGGCAGAGCUUGUCCCCGUGCCACCUCAGCAGGGAAGGGCCAGAUGGGCUGCAACAGGCCCUGCAGGAGUUGGAGGGCCAGCGUGAGGAUCCCAGUGAGAAGUGUGUGCUGAGUUCCCUCCUGGGUUCCAUGCCAGACACCAUAGGAGACCGGGAGCCUGCGGCUGACAGCCCGACGGGACUCCCACAUGGGGAUAUGUCUUUCCUGGUCCACCGGGACCUGGGGCAGUGAUGUCUGAUGUGACCUGCAGGACAGAUCAGGGCCGUGACGUGUCACGCAUUCCUGCAGCAGUGCCAGCAGCACUUCCAUCGGACUGAGCCUAGCAGAGCAUAAGAGUUUUCAUCUCUCCAGGUCCCAGCCGUCAAUCCCUCAUUCUGUGUCAGGGCAAGCUUUAUAGAAAAACCUCCUUUCUGUUGUGUGUGAGGCAUAGUUUGUUUCCCAUCGCCAGCACAGUUUCUGUUGGGUGCGCCCUUCUCCAGGCCGAGCUGGGUGCGGGGCCGGGGCGGCCCUGCGCGGGGUGUGCGGGGAUAGCUGUUUGUCACACCUGCCUGCAAGGGCGUCCCAAGCUGAAGCUGAGCUGUACCUCAUUUCUCCAUGUGGUCUGUGCAGUUAGAAACUACAUAUCAGUUGUUCUUGAGCCUGAAGACAUUUAUAUGUAACUGUGUUUAGCUUGACAAGGCGUGUUGGAGUUCACUGAAAUGGCGGCAAAGCGUGAGGCAGCUCUCAGCGUUCAGCUGAUGGAGUGGUGCCACGUCUGUGCCGUGACCGUGAGCCCGCGGCUCUGAGGUGAGCUCCAGCAUGUCUCUGGUGUACUAACUUCAUUUACGCCGCGUAGAAACUCUUCUACUUCCUUCAUAGCAGCUUGUUUGACAGUCCCAAAUUAAGUGUUGACCAAUUAUCAAAGUAACUGUUUGUGAAGUUGACAGUGAUAUAUUUUCUGUAAAGUAAUGGAUUUGUAGAGUGUCAAAACAUAAAUUUCCCAUUUUGGUUCAUCUAUGAGUUGUGUAACUACCAGAUUGUCAUGGUAGCAGUAUUAAUAUACAUAUCUGUACAUAGAACAAAGAAAAAAAAAAAAUACCCGGUAAUGGUCAUUAGAAUCAAAAGGUUUAAUAUUUUUUCCCAGUCAAAUAUGCUAAUGCUUCCAAGGUUACAGAAGAGUGUACAGUUGUUAAACAAGUUGUAAAUAAAGGCUUAUAUAAAAUAAAA
This is a messenger RNA of Coturnix japonica (Japanese quail), 14605 nucleotides long. RefSeq names its product hook microtubule tethering protein 3 (gene HOOK3). Gene Ontology annotation, molecular function: dynein light intermediate chain binding; microtubule binding. Gene Ontology annotation, biological process: cytoskeleton-dependent intracellular transport; cytoplasmic microtubule organization. Lineage: Eukaryota; Metazoa; Chordata; Aves; Galliformes; Phasianidae. Gene Ontology annotation, cellular component: centrosome; cytoplasm. The record is from RefSeq and is a predicted model, not a curated record.